Messenger RNA from Melanaphis sacchari, 900 nucleotides. RefSeq lists its product as uncharacterized. Lineage: Eukaryota; Metazoa; Arthropoda; Insecta; Hemiptera; Aphididae. The record is from RefSeq and is a predicted model, not a curated record. The transcript is spliced from 6 exons. The annotation marks the transcript as partial.
UUCACAAUGAACGCUAAGAAUAAUAAUAAUAAUAAUUAUAUGACAUCUUACAAAGCGGGUCAUGAAUUGAUACCCAACGUACCGUUCGAGAGCAACGUAUCGUCACUGGACCCUGGAAUUGAAUCAAAAUCCAAUAUUCCAGAGUUAAAACAAUGGAAUUAUGACACGUCGACAAACAUUCAUCAUGGUUUUAAAAUUAAUGCAAUAGAUCCAAUUCAGAAAUCUACGAAAUUAAAUAUUGACCAAAUUCAGUAUAUGAUGUCUCAUUUGGAAAAAUAUCAGUCAAAUCCUUCAAAACCGAUGUACAUACCAUCAACUGAGUACAAUGAUAAAUACAUGCAACCAAAAUUGAUGUCGAACAUCGAACAAUUACCAAAAACGAUUUGCGGUCAAACACCAAUUGCUGAAAAACGUCUUGACACAAUGCUAACACUAAAAGUUAGUGAUGCUGGAGCAAUUAGAAAAGUAGACCCAUAUGUUAGUACUCAGAAAUUAGAUUACAUUAAAAUAAAUCCAGAUACAGCAAAACAAUUAAAUUCUAAAUAUUCAAAAUUACAAUACAUUAAACCAGCAUACAAACCAUUUUAUGAUGAACCAAUAUUCAAUAGAAAAAAUGCUAUACGUUUACUGCCAAAUACUUUAAAACACAUUCCACACAAUGCUCUCUUAUCUGAGAUGAGAGCUUCUUAUAAAAUACCAUUUUAUGCAUCAACAUUAGUGAAUACUGUUGAAAUGCCAAUAUCCAUUUCAAGGAAUUUAACUUUAUCUCAAUUAUUGUCUGUACCUGGGAUGUACACAAGUGAAUACUCAAAAAUUGGUGGAAAUUAAUAACACACAAAUUAUAAGAUAGUAAAUAAUUAAAUGAUUAUAAAAAUAUAAUUUUACAAUACUCAGACUUGU